Molecule: messenger RNA, 2437 nt
Organism: Cyanistes caeruleus (blue tit)
Lineage: Eukaryota; Metazoa; Chordata; Aves; Passeriformes; Paridae
Source: RefSeq, a predicted model, not a curated record
GUCCUUUCCCACCCAAACAAUUCCACGACUGUGAAGCUUCUGGAGAGAUGGGUCUGGCCCCUUCCCCAGAGCCAACAGCAGGGACGCAGCUGGACGAGUCACUUGGAGGCAAAGCCAGUCCCAGGGAAGGGGCUGAGCCAGACCAGGGGAAGCAGUUCACCCCAGGCAGGGGAGGGGAUGGGCACCGACCUGCUGGGGGCUCAUUCCCUUCUGUGCCCACAGCUCAGGGAACAGGCAUGGUGCUGCAGGAGUCCAAGGUCCACCUCAUGGACACGGAGCUGUGCAACAGCAGCCCAUGGUACGCGGGGGCCAUUCAUGCUGACAACCUGUGUGCUGGGUACCCGCAGGGUGGCAUCGACACCUGCCAGGGGGACAGCGGGAAUCCUCUCAUCUGCAAGGACAACAGAGCUGACUCCUUCUGGCUUGUGGGAAUGAGCAGCUGGGGAAAAGGCUGUGACAGAGCCAGGCACCCCGGGGUCUACACCUCCACUCAGCACUUCUACAACUGGAUCCUGCUCCAGACCGGCCUGAGCCCAGCUGACAUAUCCGGUCCAGCACCGGAGCUGAACUGCACCCCGACUCCAGAGCCAGAGGUCACCUCGACUUCUGCACAGACCCCGACACCAGAGCCAGAGCCAGAGCCGGAACCAGAGCCAGAGCCGAAACCAGAGCUGGAACCAGAGCUGGAACCAGAGCCAGAGCCUGAACCAGAGCUGGAACCAGAGCUGGAACCAGAGCCAGAGCCUCAACCAGAGCUGGAAUCAGAGCCAGAGCCUGAACCAGAACCAGAACCAGAGCCUGAACCAGAACCAGAGCCGGAACCAGAGCUGGAACCAGAGCUGGUGCCAGAGCCAACGCCUGUGCCAGUGCCAGAGCCAACGCUAGAGUCAGAGCCGGAACCAGAGCUGGUGCCAGAGCCAGAGCCAGUGCCAGUGCCAGAGCCAACGCUAGUGCCAAUGCCAGAGCCAACGCUAGUGCCAAUGCCAGAGCCAGAGCUGGAACCAGAGCUGGAACCAGAGCCAGUGCCAGAGCCAGAACCUGUGCCAGUGCCAGAGCCGACACUAGUGCCAGUGCCAGAGCCAGAGCCAGAGCCAGAGCCAACGCUAGUGCCGAUGCCAGAGCCAGAGCUGGAACCAGAGCUGGAACCAGUGCCAGAGCCAGAACCAGUGCCAGUGCCAGAGCCAACGCUAGUGCCAAUACCAGAGCCAGAGCCAGAACCGGAGCCAGAACCGGAGGCAGAACCGGAGGCAGAACCGGAGCCGGAACCGGAGGCAGAACCGGAGGCAGAACCGGAGCCGGAACCGGAGCCAGAACCGGAGCCAGAACCGGAGGCAGAACCGGAGGCAGAGCCGGAGGCAGAACCGGAGCCGGAACCGGAGCCGGAACCGGAGCCAGAACCCCAGAGCUGGUGCCAGAACCGGAACCAGAGCCGGAACCAGAGCCGGAACCAGAGCCAGAGCCAGAGCUGGUGCCAGAGCCAGAGCCAGAACUGGAGCCAGAGCCGGAACCAGAGCCGGAACCAGAACCAGAGCCGGAACCAGAGCCGGAACCGGAGCCAGAGCCUGAACCAGAGCCGGAGCCAGAGCCAGAGCCUGAACCAGAGCCAGAACCAGAGCCGGAACCGGAGCCAGAGCCUGAACCAGAGCCGGAACCAGAACCAGAGCCAGAGCCGGAGCCAGAGCCAGAGCCAGAAGCCAGAGCCAGAACCGGAGCCAGAACCGGAGGCAGAAGCAGAGGCAGAAGCAGAGGCAGAAGCAGAGGCAGAAGCGGAGGCAGAGCCGGAGCCAGAACCGGAGGCAGAGCCAGAACCGGAGGCAGAAGCGGAGCCGGAACCGGAGGCAGAACCGGAGGCAGAAGCGGAGGCAGAACCGGAGCCGAAACCGGAGGCAGAACCGGAGCCAGAACCGGAGCCAGAACCGGCCCCGGAGCCCGAGGAGCCGCUGCCCACACGGGAAGCGGACCGGCUUCUGCUCAUCUCGGUGCCGUACCAGAGCCUGCUGAAGCUGUCAGAAAGAGCCGGUCCAGCACCGGAGCCAGUUGUCACCUUGGCCCCUGAGCAGAGUCUGGAACCAGAGGAACCAGAAGAACCAGAGGAACCAGAGGAACCAGAGGAACACAUCCGCUUGACCCCCGAGUACAGCCAGCGACCAGUGGUGACAUCCUCGGGCACGUCACUUCCCGUGAUGUUCCCACACCAGAUCCUGGUGCAAUUCUGGAAUCUGCUGCAGGAGUUCCUGCAGUUUCUGAAGGACAAAGAAGCUUGAGCAGCAACAGGAUGAGCAGGACCCAGGGCUACAGUGGACCACAGCAUUUCCUGCCAGGCCAAAGGUAGCCUUGGGCCAGAGGCUUCUCUGUCCUGCCCACGCUGCUGCGCUGCGGCCACACCGAUGCUGACGUGACUGAAGUGUUGAAGUAAAGUUUCUGCAUUCAUCAUUAA